Messenger RNA from Seriola aureovittata, 5047 nucleotides. It is a transcript of the gene trpc4apa, whose product is annotated as transient receptor potential cation channel, subfamily C, member 4 associated protein a. Lineage: Eukaryota; Metazoa; Chordata; Actinopteri; Carangiformes; Carangidae. Gene Ontology annotation, biological process: ubiquitin-dependent protein catabolic process. The record is from RefSeq and is a predicted model, not a curated record. The transcript has 18 exons. Gene Ontology annotation, cellular component: Cul4A-RING E3 ubiquitin ligase complex. Gene Ontology annotation, molecular function: phosphatase binding. The coding region runs from base 33 to 2357 and encodes 774 amino acids.
GCCCGAACAGUUCAGUUCAGGAAGAAGAAAUAAUGGCGACGCUUCUGGGGUCCGAGUCCCCUUGUACUGGAGGAAAACGAAGAAAUUGCAACAAUAAUAUUGUCACAAAGUUCACGGCCAGUAAGAUUACUGGCCAGGGUUACAGUCGAGGGACACAGCUCCCAGGAGGCCUGCUCCAGGAGAGAGAUAAACGGGCCAAGUGGAAUGGCAUCCCUACUCUGCUGCAGAAGCUCUACGAGAGCAGCCAUCCCAACAGUGACCUCUCCCAUGCCCACAACUUUCUUAAGGUAUUAUCAUCCCAUCUCUCCAUGGAGGCCAUGUCUUUUGUCACAGAGGACAGGAAGACCGCUCAGGAAUCCACCUUCCCCAACACAUACACCUUUGACCUCUUUGGUGGAGUUGAUCUGCUUGUGGAGAUCUUGAUGAGACCUACACUAACUAUGCAGAAGAAAAAACCCAAAAUGAAUGAUGACUUGGUUAAGGACUGCCUUAGUGUUCUCUACAACUGUUGUAUAUGUACGGAGGGGGUCACGAAGAGCCUGGCAGCGAGGGAUGACUUUGUUCUGUUUCUCUUCACCCUGAUGACAAACAAGAAGACCUUCCUACAGACUGCUACUCUAAUUGAAGAUAUUCUUGGAGUCAAAAAGGAGAUGAUCCAGUUAGAAGGCAUCCCCAACCUGUCAGGCCUGGUCCAAAGCUUUGACCAACAACAGCUGGCCAACUUCUGCCGCAUCCUGUCUGUCACCAUCUCAGAACCUGAUGUAGGGAACGAUGACAAGCACACCCUGCUCGCCAAAAAUGCCCAGCAGAAACGCAAUGCUAGCCCCUCACGGGCAGAGGUCAACCAGGUAACCCUGCUGAACAUCCCUGGGUUCAUUGAACGGCUGUGUAAGCUGGCCACUAGAAAGGUGUCUGAGGCCACAGGAGCGAACUUCCUGCAGGAGCUGGAGGACUGGUACACAUGGCUGGACAAUGCUCUGGUGCUGGAUGCCCUUAUGCAGAUGGCUACUGAGGACGCUGAACAAAGCAGUACAGAGUCAUCAGAUGAGAGUUCCUUGGCCACCAGCCCGCUGAGACAUCGACUGCCCCAGUCCAUGAAGAUCGUCCAUGAAAUCAUGUAUAAAGUGGAAGUGCUCUAUGUGCUAUGUGUCCUUCUCAUGGGCCGACAGAGGAACCAGGUGCACAAGAUGCUGGCUGAGUUUCGUCUCAUCCCAGGGCUCAAUAACCUUUUUGACAAGCUAAUCUGGAGGAAAUACACUGCUUCAAAUCAUGUGGUGCACGGCCAGAAUGAGAACUGCGACUGUAGUCCAGAAAUUUCCUUCAAAAUCCAGUUUUUGCGGCUACUCCAGAGUUUCAGUGAUCACCAUGAGAACAAGUACCUCCUGCUGAAUAGCCAGGAGCUGAAUGAACUGAGUGCCAUAUCCAUGAAGGCUAACAUCCCUGAGGUGGAAGCUCUGGUCAACACAGACAGAAGCCUAGUGUGUGAUGGGAAGAAAGGCCUCCUCACACGCCUCCUCGCUGUCAUGAAGAGGGAGCCUCCAGACUCCUCCUUCAGAUUCUGGCAGGCGAGGGCAGUGGAAAGUUUUCUCAGAGGAGCCACCUCCUAUGCAGACCAAAUGUUCCUCCUGAAGAGGGGAUUACUAGAGCACAUCCUGUUCUGUAUCAUAGAUAGUGGCUGUACCUCCCGAGAUGUCCUACAGAGCUACUUUGAUCUUCUGGGAGAGCUCAUGAAGUUCAACAUUGAUGCCUUCAAAAGAUUCAACAAAUAUGUCAACACUCCAGAGAAGUUUCAGACCUUCCUGACGCAGAUCAACAGCUCUUUGGUGGACUCUAACAUGCUGGUGCGCUGCAUUGUCCUGUCAUUGGACCGCUUUGAGAGCCAGACUGAAGAUGUCAAAGUGGUGGAGGUACUGUCUGAGUGCUGCCUGCUGUCCUACAUGGCCAGAGUUGAGAACAGGCUUUCCUUCCUCUUUCGACUGAUCACGAUCAUCAACGUACAGACUCUCACACAGGAGAAUGUGAGCUGUUUAAACACCAGUUUGGUGAUCUUGAUGCUGGCCAGAAGAAAGGCUAAACUGCCCUUCUACCUCAACGCCCUACGGGAGAAGGAAUAUGCUGAGAAGUACCCGGGCUGCCUGCUCAACAACUUCCACAACCUACUGCGCUUCUGGCAGCGCCACUACCUCAACAAGGACAAAGAUAGCACCUGUCUGGAGAAUAGCUCCUGUAUCCCCUUCAGCUACUGGAAGGAGACGGUGUCAGUGCUGCUGGGCUCAGACAGGACUUCUCUGUGUGCCAUAGCGAGCUACAUUGAUGAGCCCUUCAUGGAUCUGGACAGAGACCUGCUGGAAGAUUGACCUCCAGCAUGUGCACUCACUGCGCUGGGGGUGGGACAGGGCAGAGGGUCACAGGGAGCAUGGACACCUAAAGCUGGUGACAACUCUACUUAUCUGAGCCAUCCAGGUGCUUUGUGACUGCGUUUCUGGAUGUAAAGACUCACCUGUUUGCUGUCUGUACCUACGCAUGGAGGCUGUCAUCACAGAUGUAAGGGGACAUAAUUUGCCCGGCGUUCGUCCUCUCACUGAGUUACUGCUCUUCUUCAAAGGAAACCUGUUUGCCCAUCCCAGAUCACCAACAUCGUAUAACAGACAAUUAAAAGACUUGAGGAAUGACACCUGCAUUGGUUGUUUGCUUUAGGUGAAAUUCAGAUAGAGCCUUUUAUAUAACCUAUACAAAAUUCUAUGAAAAAAAUAUGUAUGAUUCAACAAAUUAUAUGUUAGAAAAAAAAAUUCUUUUCACAUGGACUUGGUUUGGAAAUGGCCACAGAUUAAACUGUCACCCAGAUGUGCAGGUCAGUGGUGCGUCACAGGGCUGCCAGGAGGGAGCGGCCUCAACCUCCCACUACCUACACACUCUCUGUUGACUCCAUGCCACUCCACUUCCUGACCAGUGGAGAAAACUGGUAAAAUUGGAGUUUUUGCAGGGGUCUUCUCAAUGAACAGCAUUUUCAUUUAACCUGUCUGUGGGUCUAUUUUAUUAGGUGGCUUGUUGUUGAUUGGUGCUUUCUGGCUCUACUUGGAACAUUUAGGUAGCUUGUGGGCCGGCUGACAUGUUUCACAAAUCACACGGGGCUCCUCUCACCUAAAACCAUCCACUCUGUUGUGGCUUCAGAAGCUUCACCCAGGGACUCGUCUCUUUUCCAGGUUAUUUUUGCUGAUUUAUUUUUGUGUUGUUGAAAACAAUGGCUUUUAGCUCUGGAUAAACUGUAGAAUAAAACAUUGCACAGAUGAAAUUGUUUUUAUUGUUUAUUAUAUCUUAACACAUUUGUUAAUUAAAAAAACCUUCAUUUUGUAACAGAAUUUGUAUCCGUGCUGUGAGAGAUGCUUUGGGAAGAGAAUAAACUAUGCAGGUGCUAGUGUUAAGAUACCACUUUAAUUGUUCCAGUCCACACAAAGUUUGUUUUAUGUGAAUUAGCCUUCAGCCCAUCACCGUCAUCAUUGGAUUUAAAGUCUACCACUUUCUCUGGUAUUUCUCAAAAUCUCAGACUACAAUCUGAGAAUGACAAUCUUUCCAUGUGAUGGCUCUUUUUGCUCGGUGCCACCACUCUAUCUUUAGUUUGGAUUGAGAAGAAGCAGAGAGCACGGCUGUGUUGAUGUGUCCAUGGCCUGAAUGUGCAGCUGUUUAGUGGAAAUGGAAGAUGCGGAGCUGAACAGAUAUUUGGUGUCCCAAAUUAAAACAGGCCGAACCCGUGAUAAGUACAAAUGAAUGAGCUACCUCAUAUUCUAUCCGGAUACCGUACAGAUCAAAUCACUUAAAAUGACAAGUGUAGAGUUUUACUCCCAACAUGUCAUGAGUCGUACUACAUGUUCAUGUGAAUGUAUAUGGGCAUUUAUACAGUUGGCCCCUGAUGCCAUGAGUUAUUAGUGCUAUGCCGCCUUGGGAUGCAAACACACGUCCUUUUAACACGUUUGAAGCCUUUUAUUUGCUUUGAAGCUAAUUAACCAGAAAUGUUUCCUUGUUUUCUAGCUUUCAUUCAGCAUGUCUUAAAAAUCUCUUGAUGGGUGUGCACAUACUUUGAAUUAGUUCAUCUUUUGUGCUUUGCAGUGAAGUUAAUGCAAUUGCACUUCGCAAGUGCUUCUCUCUUACACAUUCACUUUCUUGCUGGAUGCCCAAGAUAAAUGCUAAUGUCUAACAUGAUGUGAUUUGACACAGGGUACUUCUGCAGUGAUGUUGCGUUGUUAGUACUGAUCAUGUAUUAUCAUGGAUCUUAAUCCCACUUAUCACUUCAGUCAUCCACCACAGACGUCAAUGAAGCUAUUGCUAUAAAAACAUGAAUGUUGUCAGCAACUACAUAAACAAUCCCUGACUUCUGUAGCUUUGUGAUCUGAAUUUCUGAGACUGAUCCCUCUGUAUGAUGCACAGGAGAAUUGGUUCUCAGCAGUUGUGUAUGUGGUGUUUUGCUCCUAGAAGGCCUUAGAUUCCAUUAAAUCAUUAGUUUGUAUAGAAAACGGUGAAAUCUUAUCCUCUUGGCCAAGAACAUGCUGCAUAGUGUUUAAUACAACACACAAUUUGACUUUUACUUUAGGUCCCUGAUAUUUUGACUUUGUUAACUGUAGAUUUAUGUAAUGUUUGGCAUGAUGAGAAUAUUAUUAGACACGUGUUGCAGCCAUUUCUGAACUCACUCAAAACUCGGACCAUGUGGUGCUUUUUUGAUCAAAUAUGAUUGUAUCUCACUUCACCAGGAUCAACAGCAUCUGUGGAAAUUAUGAUGAAAAGAAACUAUUACGAGAUGCUGAUAGUGGAUAGUUCGUGAUGAAACUCUCAAAUGGUUGUUAAAAAUUCACUUCUGCACACGUCUUACUAAUCCUGUGUGACCAUCAAACAAACAGAGAAGAUUCAUGUUUCAGUUUCACAUUCAGCUAUAACCACUUCUGUAACCAGCUUUAAUCCUCAUGGUACUCCUCUAAUGCUGGUGUUUAACUUCAUUUUCCUUAUUUAACAACUGUUUGUCAAAUUAAUAAUAUAAUAAAUUCUUCUUUAGACCUUC